Messenger RNA from Drosophila elegans, 2877 nucleotides. It is a transcript of the gene cd, whose product is annotated as chorion peroxidase. The record is from RefSeq and is a predicted model, not a curated record. The transcript has 4 exons. Gene Ontology annotation, molecular function: heme binding; peroxidase activity. Bases 133 to 2646 code for a protein of 837 amino acids. Gene Ontology annotation, biological process: response to oxidative stress. Lineage: Eukaryota; Metazoa; Arthropoda; Insecta; Diptera; Drosophilidae.
CCGCGCGGCGCUGCCGGCGAAAGUAUCUGAAGUGUGGCGAGUGGAGAGUCGGAGAGUCGGAAGCCCGCCAAGUGUUCGGGGCAGCCCUGCUGGCUGCAUUUGCCGCCAGUGUGCAUCAGUUUAGCUCUGAUCAUGACGGACGAAACAACGCCGUUGACCAGCGAGGCCGCAGCUGGAGGCUCCGGCUAUGUCGUCCUUCCGCCCUAUCAAGGACCCGAGCGUGUCUUCCCCGGUGGUGUUUCGCCGCGCUCGCGUCGCAACAAGAUGCGGCAGUUCCAGUGCUGCAUGGGCAUCACCUUUAUAGCGAUUGUGUUUACCGCCCUGUGCUUGGCCCUGGUCUUCAGCGAUUCCCUCGGUGGUGCGGACGGCGGUCCCAGUUUCUUCUUCGUCGUCAAUGGAACGGAUGGGGAGCUGCAGCCAAACAGACCGCUGCCAGACGAACCGGCGGCAGAUUGGGCCCUGCGACAGGCGGCACUGAAUCACCACGAUGGCGCCCAGGCGGUGAGUGUGGGCAUCAAGGCUCUGGGGGAUCGGGAGAUCCUGGAGGAGGGUCUGCGACCGAACGAGGUGAACACCCCGGCCUUUCGACACUACCGAUCGCUGAGCACAAAUCCGGAGGCAAGGAAGCUGGCACGACGUGGCUACGUGGAGAACCAGGCCACCAUGGACAUAGCCAGGAGAUUCAAUUACACCAAACGGCCGGGACGCAGCGAUAUUGGCUGGGGACCGCAGAUAGUGCUGCCUGAUCCCACGGUGCUCCGGUUGGAGUGCGAUUUCAAUGCGCGCUACAGAAGAUCCACGGGGGUGUGCAACAACAAGCAACACCCCCGGACUUAUGGAGCCUCCAUGGUGCCCUACCGCCGCAUGGUGUCUCCGGACUACGCCGACGGCAUUGCUGCCCCCCGGGUGAGCCACCACGGACGCCUGCCGCCUGCUCGCCAGGUCUCCCUGCAGAUCCAUCGCUCCAGCUACGAGACGGACUCGAACUUCACAGUGAUGCUGGCCGUCUUUGGGCAGUUCAUGGACCACGACAUCACGGCCACCUCGCUGACCACUUCGCAGGAGGGUGAGUCCAUCGACUGCUGUGUGGCCGCCACCAGGGAGCAGCAUCCGGAGUGCUUUCCCGUCGACAUCCUUCCCGACGAUCCCUACUACAGGCAGUACAACAUCAGUUGCAUGAAUUUCGUGCGAUCUGCGCCGGCGCCAACGGGCAGAUUUGGUCCGCGGAUGCAGCUGAAUCAGGCCACGGCUUUCAUCGAUGCCUCCGUGGUCUACGGCAAUCUGGAGCAGCGCCAGAGUCAGUUGCGCAGCUUCAUCAACGGCUCGCUGCGAAUGUACCUCACGGACGAUGGCAGGCAACUGCUGCCCAUCUCCUCGAAUCCCGCGGAUGGCUGCAAUCGGGUGCAGAUGACGCGCCUGGGCAAGUACUGCUUCGAGUCCGGCGAUGAUCGGGCCAAUGAGAACCUGCUGCUCACGUCCAUGCAUCUGCUGUGGGCCAGAAAUCAUAACUACGUCGCGCGACAGCUGCAGCAGCACAAUCCCCACUGGGAGGAUGAGCGUUUGUAUCAGGAGGCGCGCAAGAUACUGGGCGCUCAAAUGGCCCACAUCACCUACAAUGAGUUCCUUCCGGUCCUGCUGGGCAGAAAUCUCAGUGAGACCAAGGGUUUGCUGCCCAGCAAGCACAAUCUGAAUGCCCCGGACACCUAUGAUCCGGAGGUGGAUCCGAGCAUUGCCAAUUGCUUUGCUGCGGCCGCGUUCCGCUUUGCACACACCCUUCUGCCGGGAUUGUUCAAUGUGUCCAGGGACAACAGCAGUCCCGAGGCCAUGGAGCUGCACAAGAUGCUCUUCAAUCCGUUCUCCCUUUGGGCGGAGCAUGGCAUUGACCAUGCCCUAAUGACGGCGGCCAAUACGCCGGUGAUGCAAGUGGACCGCUUCUUCUCGCUGGAGGUCACCCAGAAGCUAUUCGAAGGCAACGCCGAGGACAAGGUGCCUCUAUGCGGACUGGACCUGGUCUCUUUGAACAUUCAAAGAGGUCGCGAUCACGGGAUACCCUCAUAUCCGGUUUUCCGGCGCCAUUGUCGUCUGCCCCCGGUGGACACGUGGGAGCAGAUGGCCCAGGCCGUGGACAACUCCACACUGGACUCCAUCAGGCAGAUUUAUGAAUCCCCGCAGGAUGUGGACGUCUAUACGGGUGCCCUAAGUGAGCCUCCGCUGGGAGGGGCCAUCUUCGGUCCGCUGCUCAGCUGCAUGGUUUCCGAUCAGUUCCUGCGCCUCAAACUGGGCGACUCCCACUGGUACGAGCGGAAGAUGGGGCCUCAGAAGUUCACCAAAGCUCAACUAGCGGAGAUCUACAAAACCAGUCUGGCCGCCAUCAUCUGUCGCAAUUCAGAUGGCAUAACCCGUGUACGGGAACACGUAAUGCAGCGACUGCGGGAGAAAGACAAUCCUCAGGUGAACUGCCAGGACCUCGAGGGAUACCAUUUCAAUUUCGAGCCAUGGUCCGAAUCCGAGCACCCGCAGGAGCUGCACAGCACAGGAAUUAAUAGGGGAACCACUUCGGUGCGUGUGAUGUCCGAUAGAUCGACUACGGUCAAGGAAAACCAUAGAACAGCCAAUGUGCCUCUUCACAUGGCAAAAGGGAUCUAGUUAAGGUAAAAAUAAUAAAUUGAUUGAGAAGAGAGGGUUAUGUGGUUAUGUACAAUUAACCAUUGCAUAUCUUAAAGGCGGGGCAGUGCCCAAGUUAAACCCAUAUUUAAUAAACACAACUUUGAUUUUUUUGUUCAAUUUAUAGGAGCAAAAUCUCAAUAAAAGUUAAAGUAAAAAAACGCCAAAUCAAUAACUUUUUCAAAUUUAUUUCUCAACCUUUAUACCUUAGCU